Drosophila takahashii is the source of this 1159-nucleotide messenger RNA. Its product is annotated as probable serine hydrolase. The record is from RefSeq and is a predicted model, not a curated record. NCBI's taxonomy places the organism in Eukaryota, Metazoa, Arthropoda, Insecta, Diptera, Drosophilidae.
AAACUUUGGAAGAAAUGGGAACAUUAUCAUUGACUGAUUUUGAGGCGGUGAAGAUUCCAGUGCCUUGGGGUCACAUCUCAGGUCGUUGGUACGGCAAUCGAAAGGAGCGACCCAUCCUGGCAAUCCACGGAUGGUUGGAUAACCUGGGAACCUUUGAUCGACUGAUUCCCCUGCUUCCCGACUACGUAGGAGUACUCUGCAUCGAUCUGCCAGGACAUGGAAGAUCCUCGCACCUUCAGCCGGGAAUGUACUACAGUGUCUACGAUUAUGUGUUCAUAAUUCCACUGGUGAUGAAGGAGUACGGCUGGUCAAAGGUCUCAUUGAUAGGUCACUCAUUGGGCGGAGUGCUGUGCUUCGUUUACGCCUCACUGGCUCCUCACACCGUGGAUAUGAUAGUCUCCUUGGAUAUUUUACUACCGUUAAGAAACGAUAUAGACUAUAUGGCCUUGAGCAUUGAGAAGCAACUUUUGGAUGUUGAGCGGCAGAAGCAGGGAAAUUACAAUGAGCCACCCUCCUACACUCACGAUCAGCUGGGAAAAGUCCUGGCCAAAGGAAGCUAUAAUUCCGUAUCGCCCAAACUGGCUAAGCACCUCCUCCACCGUCAGUUAACCAAGUCCAAAUUAUAUCCAGAGAGGUUCUACUUCUCCAGGGAUAUUCGGGUUAAGUACUACCACUAUAUGGAUAUAGACGAUGGUCUUGGCGCUGAAAUGGCGAGGCAGAUUCGCAAGAAACCCUACUUGAUCAUCAAGGGCUCCCUGUCGCCGUAUCUUUCGCCCCGCAGCAAUGAGGCCAUAUCCAUUUUGGCCCAGGAUAAUCCACACUUUGAGUUCUACGAGGUGGAGGGGGGCACCCACCAUCUUCAUCUUCAUGCUGCCGAGGAAUGUGCCAGUUAUAUUGUGCCCUUUAUCCAGCAUCAUCGACCUCCUGCCUUAACUUCCUGGACUUUAAACGGAAAAGAGGAAAACCUUGGUUUGAGAAAUCGAAGGGGAUUCUUUAAUUGGUCUAAGAAAAAGCGCAGCAAGUUGUGAAAUACAGAUAGUACAAAGUCUAGUUCAGUUUAGAAAUAUAACUUGUGUAUUCCAUAUCUUUUAAAUGAAUAUUAAAAAUUAUUUUAAUAUAUUUAUAAGAACUGUAUUUUUUUUUGAAGAUUUUUCGAGUA